This is a messenger RNA of Notolabrus celidotus (New Zealand spotty), 2797 nucleotides long. It is a transcript of the gene gnmt, whose product is annotated as glycine N-methyltransferase. The record is from RefSeq and is a predicted model, not a curated record. Gene Ontology annotation, cellular component: cytosol. Gene Ontology annotation, molecular function: identical protein binding; glycine N-methyltransferase activity; glycine binding. NCBI's taxonomy places the organism in Eukaryota, Metazoa, Chordata, Actinopteri, Labriformes, Labridae. The coding region runs from base 226 to 1125 and encodes 299 amino acids. The transcript is spliced from 6 exons. Gene Ontology annotation, biological process: regulation of gluconeogenesis; S-adenosylmethionine metabolic process; protein homotetramerization.
AGAAAGAAGGCGUCAGUAAAUCCUAAAGUGACAUUGGUUACAAGUUUGCCCACCCCUUGCCACCACCACCACCACCACCACCCCUCCCUGCUCAUAUAGAUAACCCAACUUUACCGAAGCAUGUGAACAAACACCUGUGGAAGAAGCUGCGCGAUAUAUACAUCUCUAGAAAACUCACUCAAUUCACGUUUGUUUGGUGAGCUAAGAGGAAGAGUUCCCCCGGAAAUGAGCAGCAGCAUGUCGGUCGACAGCGUGUUUAGGACCCGCUCUCUCGGUGUAGCCGCCGAGGGUCUGCCUGAUCAAUAUGCCGACGGCAAGGCAGCCAAAGUCUGGGAGCUGUACAUCGGGGACACGCAGAGCAGGACGCAGGAAUACAAGAGCUGGGUGGUGUCUCUGCUGAAGGAGCAGGGGGCGCGGUCCAUCCUGGAUGUGGCUUGCGGAACAGGAGUUGACUCCAUUAUGUUGGUGGAGGAGGGCUUUAACAUGGUGAGUGUGGAUGCCAGCGACAAAAUGCUCAAGUACGCCCUGAAGUCAAGAUGGGAGAGGAGAAAAGAGACAGCUUUUGACCAGUGGGUGAUUGAAGAAGCCAACUGGUUGACAUUAUCGGAAGAUAUUCAGAAACCUGGGGCUGGCUUUGAUGCUGUCAUCUGCCUUGGCAACUCAUUUGCCCAUUUACCAGACUUUAAAGGGGACCAGAGUGACCAAAGGUUGGCUCUACAGAACAUCGCUAGUAUGGUCAGACCGGGUGGGAUCCUCAUCAUUGACCACCGCAACUAUGACUACAUCCUGGAGACCGGACAGGCACCACAAGGCAAAAAUAUCUACUACAAGAGUGAUCUAACUCAGGACAUCGCCACCUCAGUGCUGUGGGUCAACAGUAAGCCCCAUAUGAUCACUCUGGACUACACCAUCCAAGUGCCAAAAGCAACCCUCCACAAUCUUCCUGAAGUCAGUAAAUUCCGUCUUUCCUAUUACCCUCAUUGCCUGGAAAGCUUCAAAACUUUGCUGAAAGACGCUUUCCAUGGCAAAUUGGAGCACAAUGUGUACGGGGAUUUCAAAACUUACACCCCUGGCCAGUCCCAGGCCCCGUGCUACUUCAUCCAUGUCUGCAAGAAGACCGCCUGAGAGCAAUACCCUCAGAGUUUCUGCAUGAACAAAAAGCACACUGCCAGGAAAAAGAAAGCUAUCCGUCUCUAUGUCUCAACAUUCUCUUUAAGUCCUCCAAAUUUUGGCAAAAUUAUGUUUGAAUAUUAUGUUUUAAAUGUUUUUCAAAAUUACUUGAAUAGGACAGGAAGCAAUAUUAGCCACAGAUGCUGGAAAAUACACAGAACUGCAUAAGAUUUUCAUAGAUGAUCUCUUUUUAUGUCACUUUAAAAAUCACCAAUUUUAAUAAAUACCAUCAAAGGCUUUUACAUGUGCCAAUAGUAUUCAGACUUCAGCGUCUGUGCCAAUAACUAGCUGUCUUUUUACAACAUAAGGAUUGUUUUUCAGUGACCUCUGAUGGAUUGGGCGGUAGAAAUUCAUACAUCUCCUUGUUUUUCUUUAAUAUAUAUUAAGUGCUAUGUACCUUAAAGAAGUCUUAAUUAUUUCAAAAGUAAAUUGGAGUUUGCGGGUCAACAGUGUUUGAAGUCAAAAGACAAAAUACAAGAAAUGUUUGUUUGACAUAUACUGUAUAUCUCAACAGGGUAUAUAUUCCAAAUGUCUUGGACCAUUGCUUCUCUCUUACCUUUCAUCUUAAGAAUGUGCUGCUUUUACGCUCAUUGUCCUCUCUGCUUUGCACCAAACCUUUCUGAAUUUUGAAAUUCACAAUUACCUUGAUUUUAAAAUUGGUGCUGUACAUUCAUGAAAUUCCCCAUGAUGGCACACUUGAUUUAAGUUUCCAGUAAAGCUCAAGGUGCCUUAGCACAUUCUUAGACAACAGUGUUUUUAAGUUUACAGCUCAAGUCUUAUGAACAUAUUCAAAGCAUCUGUAUUUUGUGAGUAUGGUCGUCGUUUCAGGCAAAUCUUUCACAUCUUAAUGGCGUGGUUGUGCCACUGGUCAAAAGGAAGUUCCUGGCUGUCAGUCCGAUUGUGAAUCCUAAACCUUGAAGUGUCCUGACUACCUCACCAAAUUCUUGUUUUUGAGCUCUCUGAAGCUGAACAUGGUACGUGGGAAUUUCUGCUUGAGAUUGCACCUGAGAGAGUCUCCAACCAUUUAAUAGAACUUUCCUUUUCUGUUCCUAUUUGAUGUAUGACUUCUGUUAUUUCUUCUUUUUUUUUGUUCCAGCCUUUUCAAAUAUGUCUUACUUUGAGCCAAAGUAGCCUUUCUGGUAAUUACCACGAAUUAAACUGUAACAGGCAAGUCCUCAGCUUAGGCCAUUAAAGAUAAGAAAAAACACACCUGCAUAUUGAAACUGAGAGAUUUGAUAAGUAUGUUAUAAACCAAAGAGAAUUUCAAAGAUCAUUGAGUGUCAGAACAAAGAAAUAUUAAGAGGGACAUAACAGAGAGAAAUUACUUGGCUAUGUUACCCAGCUUCAAACACGUUAUGCUCAAUUGCCAAAUAAGGAAUGUGUUAUUUUUUCCAUGGGAAGGAUGGAGAAUAAAUACUUUAAACACCCCUUCUGUUUGCCUUAAAGUUGUGACAUGCUUUCAAAUUUAAUGCAGUAGAAAAAACAGAGCACACAUUCGAAUGUGGUGGGGAUGGCUUAAUGAAAGGGAGGGUUUGAAAGUUUCUGUAGAGGUGAAAUUCAAUCAGAACCGAUGAUGAAAAAUUGCUUUUGAAACUCUGUCAUAAUAAACAAUACUUGCAAUAAGUGA